CCAGCCCUCGAUAUCGGACGGUUCUUGUGCGAGUGCGCGGCUCUCGACGACGGCAGCUGCAAUGAAGGCGGCGCUGGGACGAGUGAUCGGCGGCUCUGCUUCGCGAGACCAGAGCCCGGCGCCGCUGCCUUCUGAUGAGGGCAAUGAUGCGACGAUGUACAUGAAGCACAUGACCAUCUCGAGCGACAACUCGGAGUACUCGCAGCCGAGUGGGCAGCGCUCUGGGAUGCAGCGGGCCAAGGGCCAGCCGAGCGGCGCGCAGCGCAGCGGCGCGCAGGCCAAGGCUGGCCUCGCCGUCUCCUGGUUUGGAGUGCCUCUGGCAGAGCAGCCGACAGAGGUCGAUCGGGUAGCGGAGUGGAGGAGCGAGCGGAAAGUGCCGAAGCUUCUCGCCGCGCUUCGGCGCGCUCUCGACGAGAGCGACGGGAUGCAGGAGGAGGGGAUCUUCCGUACCGCCGAGGCGGCGGGCAAGCUCUCCUUCAUACGCAAGCGGCUCGAGUCGGGCGAGGACCCGGACGCCGUGCUCGAGGGUUGCUCCUGCCACGCCGUGAGCACGCUCAUCAAGGCGUGGUUCGCUGAGCUGCCCGGCGGCGUGAUGUGGACCGGCGGCGACGCGGCCGCCGCAAAGGCGAAGAAGAGCAGCAAGAAGGGCGCGCAGGCGGCGGACGCGGGGCGCGAGUUGGAGCGGGAGCUGAUCGCGGCCGCAAAGGUCGGGAUGCCGAUCAAGAUGAUCCUCAAAAACGCGAUGCCCGAGACGCAGCGCGACACGCUGUACUGGCUGCUCGACCUGCUGUGCGAGGCGGCGGCCCAGCAGAGCACCUCGAAGAUGGGGGCGGACAACCUCGCCGUCAUCUUCGCACCGGUGCUGCUGCCGACCGACGCAAGCGCGCCGCCGAUGGAGCAGCUGCAGCGCGCAAAGGACGGGGUCACCCUCGUCAAGAGCCUGCUGGUGACCCACGAGAAGGACAGGCCAAAGCCGGCGGCCUCCGACUUGGCCGAGGGCGACGAGAGCGCGACGGGCAUCGACAUCAACGGCGACGGGGCGGUGGGCGAGGUUCCCCCCGCUGCCUGAAGGGCUCGCCGCCCAGUCGAUUAGCGUCACAGAGUGCGGGCGGGCGGGCGAGCGAGGCACGGCCUUGACACACCAUCCUCGGCCAAUCUCAUUCGUACACUCUACACACUCCUGUCUCCUCAGUCGGGGCAUCCGGUGUGUUCCCGCACACGCACCUCUGCACAUCGGCCCGCCGCCCCACACACUGCAUCCUCCCCGAUUCGGGGUGCGCCCCCAGAGAAGCACACAAGGCGGCCCCACUUUGUCUGUGCUAAAAGAGAGAACUUUACACUGA
Messenger RNA from Emiliania huxleyi CCMP1516, 1343 nucleotides. RefSeq lists its product as hypothetical. Bases 62 to 1069 code for a protein of 335 amino acids. Lineage: Eukaryota; Haptophyta; Isochrysidales; Noelaerhabdaceae. Gene Ontology annotation, biological process: signal transduction. Gene Ontology annotation, molecular function: GTPase activator activity. The record is from RefSeq and is a predicted model, not a curated record. The transcript has 9 exons.